GGCGGGGGCGGCCUGGCGGCUACUGAGCCCAACGGGCUGGCAAGGGCAGUUCCCCCCCCCUCCCCAUCGUAGCGCCCAAGGAGGGCCGCGUGGGCGUGGCGGCAGAGAACGACGGCUCAGAAGAGUCGUUGGGCAGCGCGCAGGCGCGUUAAUCCCUCCCGCCCUCCUCGCGCCUCUCUCGGCUCAGAGCGCGGCGGUGGCGGCCGCGGGCGCCUCGUGCCACACCCCCCUCCGGGAUCCGGCGCAGCGGCCAUGGCGUCCGAGCCGGAGCCGGGCGGAGCGGAGCGGGAGCGGCUGCUGCGGCGCGGCGAGCUGCUGGCGCGGGGCAACCGCCUGAGGGAAGCGCUGGAGACGUACUCGGCGGCGCUGCGCCUCGGCCCUCCGCUCGCCGCCGCCGCCGCCUCGCGCCGCCGCCUGGGCGCGCUGGUGGGCUGCCUGGCGCUGCACUACCGCCUGCGGCUGCCGCGGCCCACGGAGGCAGGGGCGCCGGCGGCGGGGCCCGGGCUCUUCCGCUGCGGCGGCUGCCGGGGCUUCCUGGGCGAGCCGGUGGCGGCGCCCUGCGGGCACGCCCAUUGCCGCCGCUGCCUGCGCGAGCAGCUGCGCGCCUGCUGCCGCCUGUGCGGGGAGCCGCUGGCGGGGUCCGCCGUCGCCGUCGCGCUCGGGCACUUGGCCGAGAAGUGGUUCCCGCGGGAGAGCCGGAGGGCGCGGACGUGGCGCCGCCUGGGCGAGCUGCUGGGCCAAGGGGAGCCCCGCGCCGCCCGGGAAGCCGCCAGCGGGGCGCUGCGAGAGGAUCCCAGUGACCUGAUGCUACAGAUUUAUAGAGCUGAAUCUUCUGCUGCCCUCCAAGAAUUUCAGUCUGCUCUAGAUGACCUGAAUGCUGUUAUCUCUAAAAUGCCAAAUUGGCCUGAGGUGUACUUUAGAAGAGCAAAAAUAUUGCAUCGUACUGGCUCUAUAGAUGAUGCCUUACAGCUUUUUCUUCAUUGUCUAGCUCUUGAUGACGGAUUUCUUCCAGCAAAGCUAGAAGUGGAAAAGAUGCUGUAUGAUUUACUGUCACCAGAAAAUGUGAGAGAGCACCUGAAGGAAUCUGCUUUAAACUCUCCACAUGCUCAAAGUAAACCAGUUACACAUGGUUCAGAGGUGAAUUUAGAUCCAGGUUUAGGAGUACAACAAAUUACAUCAGAAUCUGUUGGAGGAAACCUGCCUCAUGCCGAGUCUACCCGAUCUCUUAUCUCAACAGAAAAAUUUACCAAAGAAGAUGGAUUAAAAAGGGCUUCCUCUGAGCCUCUGCUUUCUGUCCAGGAGAAAGGUGUCCUUUUGAAAAGGAAGUUGUCCCUUUCAGAACAAGAUUUUAGUGUUUGUGAAAACAGAAGGAAUAAACUUAAAAAACAUGAAGAAACUACAGAAAGGGAUACUGCAUUUCUACUUGAUUGCGAAGCCAUUCCGAAGGAUUUGAUUGAUAUAUCUGACUUUGAGUGUUCACUUUGUAUGAGACUUUUCUUCCAUCCUGUGACUACUCCCUGUGGCCAUACAUUCUGUAAGAAUUGUUUAGAGCGUUGUUUAGACUAUGCUCCUCAAUGUCCUCUCUGCAAAGAGAGCUUAAAAGAGUAUCUGGCAAGUAGGAAAUACAGCAUCACCCACUUGCUGCAAAUACUAAUGAAGAAGUACUUGCCUGCUGAGUUAGCUGAGAGAGAGCGACUUCAUGAUGAAGAAACAGCUGAACAUUCAAGCUUGACCAGUAAUGUUCCUAUUUUUGUUUGCACUAUGGCCUACCCUACUGUGCCUUGUCCUCUUCAUGUGUUUGAGCCAAGGUAUCGACUAAUGAUUCGAAGAAGUAUAGAAACAGGAACAAAACAAUUUGGGAUGUGUACCAGUGACCCAAAAAAGGGUUUUGCAGAUUAUGGUUGCAUGUUGUACAUUAGAAAUGUUGACUAUUUGCCAGAUGGACGGUCAAUUGUUGAUACAGUUGGAUUAAGGAGAUUCAGAGUUCUGCAACGAGGAAUGAAGGAUGGGUAUUGCACUGCAGACAUUGAGUAUUUGGAAGAUAUGAAGAUUAAAGAUGAAGGUGAGAUGAAGAAACUUGGAGAACUUCAUGAUUUUGUAUACAGCCAGGCUUGGAACUGGUUCCAAAGCUUAAGAAACAAAUUUCAUACCCAGAUACUUCAGCAUUUUGGUCCAAUGCCAGAAAGGGAAUCAAAUAUACAGGGAACAGCUAAUGGACCUGCUUGGUGUUGGUGGCUUCUCGCUGUCCUUCCUGUGGACCCUAGAUAUCAGCUCUCAGUGUUCUCUAUGACCUCUUUGAAAGAACGACUGAUAAAAAUUCAAGAUAUAUUGACAUACUUCUCUAGAGACCAGUCCAAAUGACUUCUUGAUCUUCCUGAAGUGUUCCCUAUUUCUGUAAUUGCAUCAGGAGUUUUUGCAGCAUUUGCACAUUUAGUGCUGGGUUGGAAAUUGCAUCAGAAUUGCUUACUUUCCUGAAACAACUCAUUUUUCACAUGGAUCCAAUCAACCUGAAGGAUACCACUAAAACAGCACACAAGAGUCAAUCCAGCAACAAAAUAUGUGGAUAAGUUCUACUUUAUUUGCACUAUAUACAAGUGAGAAUGUAUCUGAGUUUUUCCUGCUGACUUCUUAUAAGUGCUGGAUUUCAUCCUUGGUCCAAGUUUACAACAUUAAGGAUAUGUUCAAAAUCUUGCAAAUUGGAGUUUGCCUCAGCGGUAACAUGCUGUUGCUAUUUGCACAAGUACUUAAAACAUAGUAUUGAAUGUUGCUAUGGGAAAUUAAUAAAUGGUACAGAUUAAUUUUGUAGACUUUCACAAUACUAAAGAUUGUAUGAAUUUAGAGCCAUGUUAAAAACUGAAACAUCAUUCAACAUGCUUUUAAACUGUGAACCUAUUAUAGUGCAUUUGGAGAAGAACUGGGGUUAUACAAGAUUCAGUUCCAGUUGCGUCCAGCAAUGAUUCCCAAGUUUCCAGUUUUGCGCAUACUGCCUAAGCAUAUUAUCAGACUCUCAGAUUUGAAAAUACCGAGUCAUUUUCUUCUAGUUUCAUGGAUCAGCUAUGGCCCACUUACCAUACUCGUACAGACAGUUGAUGUCAAUGUUUAGAAACUACUGAAGUACUAUAUAGGAGUUUUUUAGUUUGUACUGGGUUCAAAUAAGACUUCUUCCAUGCCUUACUCAUAUCACUGGCCUGUAUCCUACCACCUUGCUCAGCAAAAUUUAAGUCUUCCUUAACUUAAAGGGAGCCCCCUGAAGUGGAAGGAGGGCUUCAAAUCAAACCUUGCUGAGUAGAAUACAGACCAGUGUUAAGGUUAGCAUUCUGCUUACCAAUAGGUGGUAUUUAAAAUAAAUUCUCAGUUUGUGAGUGUGUCUUGUAUGUGAAUCAUUUUGUGAAAUGUUUCUUUAAAGAUCUUGCUUUUGCUAAUAUUUAAUUUUUAAUAAACUUUAAAACCAUUUUUAAACUGAUGGUAAUGUUUUGCUUGCUGUUACCAGUACGUAGAGGAGACAUUACCAGUCAAGCAGCAGACUACUCCCGUAAAAUAAGCACUAUAUUAAAGAAGUCAAGCAGAUGAACAGCGAUGAGAUGCUGUGGUGCAGCAGUUAUCAAGACUUGCCGGAGCAGAUCUGGGGCACCCAAGUUUGAUUCCCUGUUCUAACACGAGAGCUUGCUGGGUGGAUGUCGAGCAAGUCACACGCGUCCUCCUACCCUCG
Molecule: messenger RNA, 3709 nt
Organism: Eublepharis macularius
Lineage: Eukaryota; Metazoa; Chordata; Lepidosauria; Squamata; Eublepharidae
Gene: LONRF1
Product: LON peptidase N-terminal domain and ring finger 1
Exons: 12
Coding region: 253-2361 (702 amino acids)
Molecular function (GO): protein binding
Source: RefSeq, a predicted model, not a curated record